Molecule: messenger RNA, 1542 nt
Organism: Theileria parva strain Muguga
Lineage: Eukaryota; Apicomplexa; Aconoidasida; Piroplasmida; Theileriidae
Exons: 1
Coding region: 322-1512 (396 amino acids)
Molecular function (GO): protein binding
Source: RefSeq, a predicted model, not a curated record
GGUAUAUUAUAAUUAACUUUAUUAAAUUUUUAUUUCUAGCUAAUGAGUAAUAUUUGAAUAUUACUCAUUUCUUGAAUAAAAUUAUUGUAAAAUAUAUGUACAAUAGUUCAAGUGCUACUGAUAAAUAUUUGUAGCAAAUUAACUGUAAAUUAUAGUGUUGUUUUUCCCUCUAUUCGGGUUUUAUUCACACUAAUGAGUGGACAGGCCCUUCUCGUACUAUAUUCCAACAUUUGAUCAUAUAUUUUCUUGAAUUAAUUAGGUCUAAAUCACUUUUCCUUUCUCGUCAAAUCAAUGUUAUUUUGAUACAUUGAUACAAGACUGAUGUUGUUAGAUUUAAGGUUCAGAAAACUCUUUACAUUGUACGAUAACCGCUUGGUUCACCAAGAACUGUCCAAACUCAACCUAACCUACGAUGAUAUCACUGAGUUAAACGUUUCAGGAUGCCAUCUGGAUGAUUUAUUUGGAAUAGAAGUCUUCAGGAACCUGGAAAGGCUGGAUGCAUCCAACAAUAAUAUCUCCCUGCUAGACCCACUGGUAUCAUUGAACCUGGUUAGCCUGAGAAUGAACAAUAACAGUGUUGAAUACCUCUACAUAAAGGAACUUAGUAACGGAAUGGUUGUUUUGUCAUCAUUUAGGGAUGCCAAGUACACCGAAUCAUUCGUGAGGUCGGAUUCUGAAAAUAAAAAAUUUGAUAGAUCUCGCAGGCCAUUUAACUGUCUUGAAUUCGUCGAUUUAAGCUCAAACGAGAUCAAAUUGUUCAAGCAUUUGACGCCAGGAGGGAAACUAGGAUUUCAGGUUUUGAACUUAUCAAAUAAUAACAUUUCAAAUUUUAAUGCUCUGGAGUAUGUAAAAUGUUAUCAGACCUUGGACGUUUCAUUCAACCAGCAUUUAGAUUUGAAACACUUGAACAAAUGCACAUUGACGAACGACUGCAAAGUAUACUUGCAAUAUACUCGUUUAAAGAACGAGCAUUUGUUGCCAGGAAUACUUGACAGAUAUGAAAACAUCCUUGUACACCACGAAACAGAAGUGGUUCAACACGAAAGGCUAGUAAGUCCAUACAAGCUACACUUGGACAACGUCAAGACUAAAAAGUUCGUUAGCACAGAUGCGGAAUACGCUGACUUCAUCUAUGAGGGUGAAUCAUCUCCCUCCGAACUUUUAACACCCAGGUACCUAGAUACUGAAGACGUAGUACCUAAUGUUCAUUAUAAGGAGAAGCCUGAAAAUAGGCUUUGCCAGCUGGAAACAGAGUCAACAUAUGAUGACAAUGAGACUAAAUUCAUCUCAAUUGCAUCAAUGGCGAGUGAAAUUCCAGAAGAUUACGAGUUUGACAAAUACGCUAGAAUUUCACACCUGGUACCCACUUCAUCAAAUGUAAGAACAGAAAAGGAAUUUGAAACCGACUUCAAUCAAUUAGACUUCUUAGUUUCUUCCAUGGAAUUAUGUAGAAAAAUUGAUAUGUGGAGUGAUGACAUAAAAAAGACACUAUAUAACGAUAUCAAGGACUAAUAGUUUUUAAUUUUUAAUUUUUAAACGUCG